Molecule: messenger RNA, 2112 nt
Organism: Nothoprocta perdicaria
Lineage: Eukaryota; Metazoa; Chordata; Aves; Tinamiformes; Tinamidae
Product: scavenger receptor cysteine-rich type 1 protein M130-like
Exons: 10
Coding region: 1-2112 (703 amino acids)
Cellular component (GO): membrane
Source: RefSeq, a predicted model, not a curated record
AUGGAGGUGAGGCUGUGGGGUGCAGGCAGGCGCUGUGCCGGGAGAGUGGAGGUGAAGCACGAGGGCCAGUGGGGCACGGUGUGCAGUUACGGCUGGGACAUCAAAGGUGCUACGGUAGUCUGCAGGCAGCUGGGCUGCGGAUCAGCACUCCGGGUCUUCUGGAACGCCGAUUUUGGGCGAGGAUCUGGCCCCAUUUGGCUGAGCGCUGUCAACUGUCAAGGCACCGAGACUGACCUCUCCGAGUGCAGUCAUGAGGAGUGGGGCAAGCACUACUGCGGUCACGGCUGGGACUCUGGAGUGGUUUGUUCAAAUUUUGUCCGACUGGAUGGGGAAAGCAGUUCCUGCUCAGGACGUGUGGAGAUCAGAGAUAAAAACGAGUGGAAAACAGUCUGUGACUCACACCUCAGUCUCGAAACCGCUGAAGUUAUCUGCAGGGAUCUGCACUGCGGCACAGUCCUGUCUGUCCACGGGGGAGCUCACUUUGGAGAGGGCAACGGCUCUGUCUGGGACGAAGAGCUGCAGUGUGCAGGGAACGAGCCUUUCCUCUCGUCCUGCCGCAGGAGGUCUGUCCGCAACCACACCUGCACCCACGCGAACGAUGCCGGUGUCACCUGCACACGGCCCUCAGGAUCUCUGCGCCUGGUGGACACCGACAGCCGGUGUGAGGGCCGAGUGGAGAUGCCCCUGAAUGGGACAUGGGUCCGAGUCCUGGAUGACCAGUGGGACAUGAACGACGCCAGCGUGGUGUGCCGGCAGCUCCAGUGCGGAGAGGCAGAGSAAGCCUACAACSYRCCARAGMCYGAGCGAGGGACRGGCCCCGUGGGGUUGAGMAGGGUCCAGUGUACAGGGAAGGAGACUCACCUGACCUUCUGCAACACCUCCCUGCCUGYGGCAGUGCCURCAGGAAUCGCUGAGGACGUGGGGGUGGUUUGCUCGSGUAGUCGGCAGCUCCGCCUGGUGCACAGGRCAGGUCGCUGUGCUGGGAGAGUGGAGAUCUACUACAACGGCACCUGGGGGACCGUCUGUGACGACUCCUGGGACCUGCUGGACGCCACCGUUGUUUGCCGCCAGCUGGGCUGCGGGGUGGCUGUGAAUUUCACAGGCUCUGCUCAUUACGGAGAAGGCUCUGGGCAGAUCUGGCUGGACGACGUGAACUGCUCCGGGGAUGAAGCUGCUCUCUGGGACUGCCCGGCCRGGCCCUGGGGGCAGCACAACUGCAGGCAUGGAAAGGACGCAGGAGUCGUCUGCUCAGACUUCGUGUCCCUACGGCUGGAGAACAGCAGCRGCUGCUCCGGGCGCCUGCAGGUUUUCUACAACGGGACAUGGGGGAGUGUUUGCUCCAACUCGAUGACUAUAAACACCGCAUCCCUAGUGUGCAGACAGCUGGGCUGCGGAGAAGGAGGGUCCAUAGAAACAGUCCAGCAAGAGGGYAAUAUAUCUGGCCCCGCAUGGCUGGAUUAUGUUGAGUGUGGGAGGAAGAACAGCUCCUUUUGGCAGUGCCCCUCUUCUCCCUGGAAUCCACAGUCAUGUAGCAAACAAAGAGAAGAGACCAACAUCACCUGCAAUGAUUGUCCGUUGGGCUACAAGAAUGUCAGCAGGGGAGUCUCAGUGCCUGUUGUCAUCUGCAUCAUCCUCGCGGUCACACUGUGCCUGGUCCUGGCCCUCCUGGCAGGGCAAGUGCGAAGUGCCCGGGCUCAGCGCAGAGCCUCUAGGGUGUCUGUGGAGCCCUUCUCUGAGGCCGUGUACCAGGAGAUCGACUACAGCCAGGCGUGGGAGAAGCAGGCGAGGUUCRGUCCUCCAGGCUCUUCCCAGGGGUCCCUGACCAAGAUGCAGUGUGGCCUCAGUGGCAGCAAAGAGAAGGAGGAAAUUCCUGGAUCAUCCCAAGGUGACCCAGCARAUGACUACGACGAUGCCAGAGAUGUGUCUGAGCCUGGGAAGGAUCUUGUUCCUGGGCCGCAAAACUGUGAAGUGCCCAAGGAAGCGGAGGAGGGUGACGGCCUCAGGGAAGCACAAAGAGACAUGGAGUAUGACGAUGCUGAAGAGGCAUCUCCGGAGCAUCCCCAUGAGGACAAGAAGGCUGUGAGACCACAGCUUGGUGGAAACAGCUCCUGA